ACGAGAAGAUAUUCAAGCAGAUUGGGGCUAGAUGUUGGAUGGAAUGAGGCUGAAGGGAUGGGCGCUUUCCGUGAAAGCUCUGGCGGGAGCAGACUCCUUCGGAGAAGAAGAGCGAGCGACAGAGGAUGGUGCGACAGGAGGUGGCGGAAGGAACCCUCCGCAUGAAGAGGAUGAGAGGAAAAUCGGAGGCGUUGAUGGGCGGGGAUGGAGGUGGCGACGGAGAACGUGCCUCGGGAAAGAAGCCGACAAAGGAAGAGGGUGGGACGACAAGUAAGAAAGCAAGGAGGCCCGACGGUUUGACCAUCCGCGAAGGACAAGCCGCGGGUGGAGGAGAUUCGGCUGAUCCAGGCGCUGCGGCCGCGAGAGAACCUUCGGGGAAAUCGAAACGGAAAGUGGCAGCUGAAGAAGGUGAUGGCCAGAAGAAACCUCGAAGGUGGAAGACUGCUGAGGCGGCGAGCGGUGGCGAAGGGCCUGUCGGUCAGGAGUGCGACGAAGCGGCGGCGUUCUGGCUCGAAUACGAGCGGAACGAUGUCGGUGAAAUCGUGGAGAAGGAGCUCCCAGUCCAACUGCUCAUCGACCCCAGGAAGGUCUGCGACAUCCCGCCUUGGAAAAAAUAUUACAACCACCGCAGUCUAAGUCGUGAAACUGUGGACGACAUCAAGGAUGCGAUGCUGAGUCAAUUCCGCGAGAAGAAGAUCUGGACGAAAAACCCUCUCGUUUUGGCAUCCAUCUACAAGUCGGUGCCGCGGAGGCCGGAGCAAGCUGACAGGGUUCACAAAGAUGUCUUCAAGCCAGAGGACAAGGACAACUACUACUAUUACCCUGUUAACGGACAACACACCGUGGCUGCUGUGAAGGAGUUAGAGGGUGAGCAGAUAUUCGAUUUGUGGAAGAUGCACUCGCGGCCAGCGAGAGUAGUGUGGUUCUUCGACCGAGAUUUCGCGGGGUAUAGGCAGUGGAUGCCGCUCGUGACGGCCGGUGAUGACGUUUUUCGCAAAGGCAUGGAGUUCUACGCGAAAUGGGCGGAGGGGAAGUUGUUGGGCGGCGACGGCAAGACGCCAUUGUUGAGGCCGGGCAAAUACAUGCCAGACAAAUCUCUGGGUCUGCAAGCAAUUCCGGAAAUGAGCUUGAAAGGGGCGGCUGGUGAAACGAAGAUAGGGUGGCUGGUCCAGGUCCCGCCGCCUCCGACCAAAAAGAAAACGCAAGCGGACGACAAGUUUUUCGUGGUCGUGAAGGAGCCAGACAUGUUCUGUUGGCAGUCUCUCGCCGACAUGACCGAUGUCGAGAAACUGUUGAUCCUCGACGGCAUUCUCACACUACGGGGAGUGUUCAUGCAAUCCGCGGGCGGCCAUCUGAAGCGUCAGCAUAAACCUGGAAUUAAAGACAUGGUCGCGAUAAGGAAAGUGGACCGUGUGAUGCUCCGUAUGUUCCACUACAUCUCGUUCCUUGAAACGGAGGAGGACGAACGUGUUUGGCACCACGGAAGCCGUUUUUUUCGGACCGAGGGGAAGCUUCUGGAGGAGUUCGGGCCGCAGGGCCUCACGAAACAGGUGUGGGUCGAAAUGCGAAAGUAUUUCCAGGGCGCGGUGGAGUACGUGAACACUUGCAAAUGUACUCUUCCGCACGAGAAGGAGUCCCUCGACGCCGCGAAGAAAUUGUACGAGGACGACAGGUUCCCUAAAUCUUUCGAAAAGUCUGUCUUUUCCAUCUUGCGACGGACGGAAGAAGAAGUUCGAGACACGAUCAGGGUCAGCGGGGAUGUGAGGCACAUCAAAUGGCCCGACCUCAACCGGGUGACCAGCCUUAUUCCUUUCGCUUUCCCGCCUUCCCAAGCUUACAGUCAUGUCACUGUGAUCCGUAAGGUUGUGCGACAUUACGUGUGCAACCUGUACGUCCUCGAUUUGUGUGGUCCCACACUUCUCACAGACUGGCGAGAAGACGAUUUCGGCAACUUGCAAGGCCUUCUACAAACACUUUCGCCAACGCACUGGGCACUUGUGAUCUUUUUCCCCUCUCGUUGGGAGCUCAAUUUCUUGAAAGGCAUGGCAAGGCUUAGCGUCCAUCACGUGAGGACAGGGAAGUGGGUGGUUGGACAGGUUGGUGAUGAAGAGGAAGGUGGCCCUCGGAGAUAUAGCACGUCCCCUGCCGGUUUGAAGCGUGUGUUUCGGGGCGAACCAGUCGACGACCAAUCGUCUGAUGACGGGGAGGAAGAGAGAGACUAUGAUCACGAACCUUGUGACAGGCUCCCUGUGGACCAUGACACCUGGCAGAAUGACAGACUCUACUUCUUCGGCAAGCAUCACCGGUUCACGUCGGAGGAUGUCUGGGGAUACAACGUCGUCUUGCACCCGAGGAUAUUCCAACCUGCUAUGAGGAAUGAAAUAUGGGUCAUGGCUAUAAAGGAGGCCGAUGGCAAGUGGAGUGGACUGAAGAGACUGGGAGCGGGUGCAUUUAAGAGAAAGGCAAAAACUGCUCUGGUAGAGCAUUUGAGUCUCACGAACCCCGAGAGGAAUAAUCAGGACAUCGAUGCGUAUGCAGAACAAAAGCUACAUGAGUUGUACGCCAACAACAUGUUGGAGUUUCUAGCACCUUUCUACACACUCGAAACGGCACUGUCUCGUGGCAUUGACUGGCGCAUGCCGCAACCUCCGCCGGCCGGUCAGCAUCCGGGAGGGGGUGGUGGAGGAGACGAAGGAGACGGCGGAGGUGGCGGGGGAGACGACUCACAGUUUGUCGGAAAGGGGACGGGCGAGACAUCGUCGGUUGAGAGGGCGUCCGGCAGAAAGGGGUCGGGCGGAAAGGGGUCGGGCGGGAAGCGGUCGAGCGGGAAGGGGUCGGGCGGAAAGUGUAGAACUGACCAGAUUCGCCGAUGUAAUCGGAGUCGUAGUGAGGUCUGGAUCGGGAGCAGGGUAGUAAGAGGGUCGGGGCGAAGGUCUGACUUUACGAAGACAGCCAUGCCAAGAGGAGGGAAGGGGACACGGCCGCCUCAGAGGCCGUUGGGCGCAUCAGGAGGAUACGAGCGGCAUGGGCCUCGCCAUCGAGAGAGUACUCCAGUCUAUAAUGAUGGGGACAUCGAGCUAUUCUUGGACAGUUUCUGGGAGCAUGCGAGGCGUAUGGGUUGGACUGUCGCUCAGGCGAUUGAGGGAUUAAGGGGAGCAGGUAGGUUCGAGGAGCCCAUUGCCAGGAUUCGUAGGGAGGCGACGACGAGGCAGGAGGUGGAGAUGAGGAUGGAGGAGUUGCGACCCUCGCCUGUGGGACCUGAUGGCAGGCCGAUCCGCCUGGAGAUUGGAAAUGCGUCGGACUUCAUCCCCGCGUUUGAGUGGUUCAUGCAGGGGCAGGGCACACCGAGAGAUGAUUGGAUGCAGACGCUACCACUUUGGACCAGGAAGGCGGAAAGGCCACUGGCUAUGCAGAUCAGGGACAUGGCACGAGAUUGGGAGAGCUGCAGGGCACAUCUGAGAGAGGCCUUUCGACGGCCAGAGCUCCCUCAGCCCAGAGUCGAGAGGCGGCAGAGGAGUCAAAGACCGAGGGACCCUGAGCCCAGGGAGGCGAGACCAUCACGAGGAGGACGGAAGGCCCUAGCCAGGAGAGAGGAGGAGCCGGAGCAGGAGCCAGAGGUUGAAGAGCGAGGGACAUACCCUGAGUGUGGGUUGGGACCAGUGGAGUUCCAUCCUGUAAGGAGGGAAGCUUUGACUUUGAUUGAUAGGCACCUAGCAGCUUAUGCCCUGGAGCAUCCAGGCCUGGAGGAGCCAGCACCUGCAGAGCCACGCCAGGAGUCAUGCCAGCCCGAGAAGGAGAUGGAAGCAGAGAUACCAAAGAGGGUCGACCUCCGCACGAAGGAAAGGGCGCCAGCUGGAGAGACGGCUGAAGAAAAGAGGGUGAAAAGAACUAGACGGAUAGAAGAGAUAUGGCAGGAGAGGCAGAGAUUGGAGGUAGCGGGGGAGCUCCCGGAGCAGCAACAGGAGGGGCAGCGAUCAGAGGCAGCAGGAGCACUCCCGGGUCAGCCACCCAGCGCACCAGCUAGGGCUCCGGAGAUUCCUGAGAUGUGGAGAGACUUCUGGGAGCAAAGAGGAGAGGAACUGUCAUCGCCAGUCAGAACCGGGUUUGGAAUGGCCACGAAGGCGGAAGAGAGGUUAGAUCGUAAAAUCAAGUUCCUGGCCAAGACCACUUUUGACCGGCACUUGUUAUUGGAGAGCGAUCUGGCAGGGAAGAAAAUGAAGGAAGCCAGCCAUGGAGUACGUUUGGAGGCUAUGGAAAUGGAAAUUCAGGAACUCAGGGCCUUGGUGGCCAGCCAGGCAGCUAUCAUCGAGAGCCUGAGGCAGCAAACCCAGGGAAGGGUGGACAGGCCAGAGAGCAGCAGGCAGGGAGAGCAGAGGCAGCCGGGACAAGGAUUGCCAGGACAGCCAUCUGCAGCAGGGCCUCGCCAGGAGCCACCUAUGGGGAGAGCUAUCCUGGAACCAGAGGAGGUGAGAGCCCGGAGACAGGCGGAGAGAGAGGCAUUCGAGUUUAGAGCCCCUACUGAGCUCGCGACGCUGUCAAUGGCGGCGGCAGGCCCAGUCGUACCUUUGGCAGUAGAGGAGGGGCCGCCACCAUCUAGCAGUGAGCCGGCCCAGGGCUCAGCAGAAGGAUCCAUGGGCGUGCUCCUUGAGGCGGUGCAUAAUAUGCAGGAAGAGGUGAGUUUGUUUUCGCCUGAGCAGAGGAUAGAGGAGCCUCUUGAGAGAGAGAUGGGGAUUGAGGUAGAGGGUGCUAUCGAGAGCAGGCUCCAGAAAAUGGGCACACCUGAGUAUGGACCAGAGGAGAUUGAGRAGCAGCCCAUGACAGUGCCAGGAGAGACACUCGAGAGGAGGCCUCAGAGGUUGGACAUGCCUGAGUACGUCCCAGCGACAGGGGAUUUGAGGAGUAGACUGGGAUCUUGGGCUACUGGAUCUGAAUCUGGGGGACCGGUUCCUUGGACGGAGCAGCAGGAGGUCGUUAGUACCACAGCUCCUCGACAGGAGCGGCGGGAGGUUGUUAGUACCUUGGUAGGAUCUCCUUCAUCGCCACCUCCUCAGCCCAGGAAGAAGAAGUUCAAUAGAAAAGUAGAUCAGCUAUGUUUCUACUGCAAGAGGGACGUGCAUCUGGCUUUGGACUGUCUCGAGUUUCUUGAGGAUAAGGCAGCAGGGAAGGUCUCAGAGGUAGAAGGUAAAAUGUAUGAUAGACAGGGUAGCAUAGUAGAGAAGUCCGCAGAUGGACUUAGGGCUCAGUUAUAUAGGCAAAACCAGGAGGAAUUGAGGAGGUAGGGUCGGUUUUGUCUAUAUAAGUGAGCGAGCAUUUUGUGAGGUAUCAACUUAGGUUCUGUGUAAUACCCUCUUAGACU
Chara braunii is the source of this 5356-nucleotide messenger RNA. The record is from the annotation of a GenBank genome assembly. NCBI's taxonomy places the organism in Eukaryota, Viridiplantae, Streptophyta, Charophyceae, Charales, Characeae.